AUGAGUUUGCCUAAGAGAAUAUUAAAAGAAACUGAACGGCUGAUUGCAGAUCCACCUCCAGGAAUUGUUGCAGAACCAUGUCAAGAGAAUUUAAGGUAUUUUAAAAUAAAGAUCCAAGGUCCGGAGCAAUCUGCCUAUGAAAAUGGAAUAUUUUGUUUAGAAUUGUUUCUUCCAGAGGAGUAUCCUAUGGUAGCACCUAAAGUUCGUUUUUUAACAAAGAUUUAUCAUCCAAAUAUUGAUAGACUUGGAAGAAUAUGUAUGGAUAUUUUGAAGAAUGCAUGGUCACCCGCUUUACAAAUACGAACGGUGUUAUUAUCUAUUCAAGCUCUUUUAUCAACACCUAAUCCAGAUGAUCCAUUAGAUCAGUCUAUAGGACAAGAAUUUUUAUGUAGUCGUGAAACAUUUGAUGCUACUGCUAAGGAAUGGACACGUUUAUAUGCAAAAAUUAAAAAUUGA
Messenger RNA from Pneumocystis murina B123, 456 nucleotides. RefSeq lists its product as hypothetical. Gene Ontology annotation, cellular component: nucleus. Gene Ontology annotation, biological process: protein K63-linked ubiquitination; DNA damage tolerance. NCBI's taxonomy places the organism in Eukaryota, Fungi, Ascomycota, Pneumocystomycetes, Pneumocystales, Pneumocystaceae. Gene Ontology annotation, molecular function: ubiquitin conjugating enzyme activity. Bases 1 to 456 code for a protein of 151 amino acids. The record is from RefSeq and is a predicted model, not a curated record. The transcript has 4 exons.